This is a messenger RNA of Mesocestoides corti, 465 nucleotides long. Lineage: Eukaryota; Metazoa; Platyhelminthes; Cestoda; Cyclophyllidea; Mesocestoididae. The record is from the annotation of a GenBank genome assembly.
AUGGCUUCUCAGCAAGAGCCACCUGAUGGACUUGGUCGAAAUCAUCGGUAUUUUUGUUAUGUAUGUGGCACACUCCUUCCACAUAAAUUAUCUGCUCAAGACUCUUUUAUAUGCAGGAAAUGCUUAACACCCACUUAUCUCUCAUGGUUCGUUGGGAUGAAAGUCGCGUUUGAUUCUGAAAUGUCAACGGAAUGUGAAUGUUUGAAUGUUCAUUCUUCUCCUCACUUCUCAAAGAUGCUUAUCAACGCCCAGAAAACUCUUAGGUCUGAGGAAGCUCUUAAGGAUGCUGGCGAUUGUCUUCCUGAUGCGAAUGCACAUGAUGGCCCAUCCGUCAAAAAAGACUGCCAUUAUUGCGGCAAUGAUCGAAUGACUUAUGUCACAAUGCAGUCACGUUCCGCCGAUGAAGGUCAGACUGUCAUUUACACGUGUACGCAGUGUAAAAAGAAAGAGAUUGAAAAUACAUAG